Messenger RNA from Canariomyces notabilis, 1425 nucleotides. RefSeq lists its product as uncharacterized. Bases 113 to 1117 code for a protein of 334 amino acids. The record is from RefSeq and is a predicted model, not a curated record. Lineage: Eukaryota; Fungi; Ascomycota; Sordariomycetes; Sordariales; Chaetomiaceae. The transcript has 3 exons.
CCACGUUCGAAACAUCCAAGUUCUCCGGCAGCCUAAGGCGAACUGAGGACGGACAUGGUGUAUGAAUUACGAUAUCUCAGCAGCAUGAGCGACAACAAAGAGGAAUUCGGCAAUGCAACUUACGAUCCGCUCUUCAAGCGUCGAGCAUACCCAUCAGUCUCGGACCACAGUCGUAACAAAGGCGAACCGCAUUACCACGUCUCAAAGGCAGCGGACACAGGACCCCCAUCCGACUAAAGACACCACACACAGCUCGAAAAUUCGGUACCUACCUAGGGCUACCGCUUCGUGGCCAAAGGCAACAUUAAUCACCAAGCAUUGCCGCCAACAGACCCACCAGGCAGGCAAAACAUUAUACGUCGUGGUCGACGACAAGAACCGGCGCAUGGGCCUGCGCUGCCCGGCAGCAAUCCACACGGCCGUCAUGGCGGAACACCUGGCGACCGCCACGCAGCGGGCAGCCGCAGUUCAGAAGCGAGACGAGGCCAUGACGGACGCCUUUCGCGACGCCAUCCUCGCGCUCUGCCCGGCGGCGCCGCGGGACGAGGUCGCGCAGAUCGCGCGGCGCUCGCUCAAAAAGCACAGCCGGCAGGUCGGCCGGCGGAUGGGGACCGUGGCGCUGCUGCGCGACCGGGCCAGGCUUGCCGUUGGCGCACACAUCCGGCACGUGCACACCGACUACGACCGGCUCUUGAAGCAGGGCGUGAGCAGGCAGGCCGCAAGAGAACAGGUCUGGGACCAGGUACGCGAGACCGCCAGGCGGUGGGGAUGCAAGCUUGACAUGCCGUCACCGCCAACGGCUCCCGCCAGGGGCAGGACUGAGAAGAAGAGGCAUGGGAAGGAAACUGUCCAGGUAUGGAAAGGAGAGGGAAAGGGCUUUGUGAAAAAGGCCAUGGUUUAUUCGGAGCUCAAGUAUCCAAUGGUCAGCGCCCGGAUGACAAGGAGUUGGCUAAGGAGACUGGACUCUAUCGUGAGGGGAACGGUGGAAGAUGCCGACGUCGAUGAUGCGGUCUUCUUGAAACACGACGAGAGUGUUAGCGAUUGUGAUAGCGGCUGCAGCGAGUGGAGUAGUUUGAGGGACCAGCUCCGGCUGCCAAUCGCGGAUGGAGAGACCUAAUGUCAUGAUGGUAUGACCUUUGUUCGUUGGGCGUCGUCGGGCGUUGCUGGUUCGCCAUAUUCCCUCGAUGUGCAGAUGGCUCCACGGGCAUACGGCUGGCUACCUCUGCAGAAUGAUGGGUGUUUGGUCAUAUAAAGUGAUGGGAUGUGGUGUUACCUACCCCAAAGAAACGGCACGGAAUUGUAAGCGGGUGGAAGCCGACGGUCCCGAACCGGAGAAGCAAGCCGACGGCAUCUCAACCGGGGCGCUGGGCGCCUCCAGAGGGGAAGCGGGGCAUGAUGAGAUCUGGCCCCUCCAUGCCCAAUGCG